AGAGAGUAUUCCAUUCCAUCCUCUGUCUUUCUAUCUUGCUUUCUUUUCUUAGCAUUGCUUACACACCUUUCAUAUCUCAUCAGAGAUCUUUCGACAACUAAGAAAUGGGAUUGCAUGUUGUGAGACCAACAAGCUGUUUUCGCAAUCCUAUUGCAUGUGUUCUUGCUACCAUGUUCUGGUUGUUGUUGUUGACCAUCCCAAGCCAAGCCCAUCUAUCACCUACAUUCUACCAAAAUACAUGUCCAAGAGCCCUCACUACGAUUCGGACUGCCAUAAGGACCGCGAUUGCACGAGAGCGUAGAAUGGCGGCAUCCCUUGUUCGCCUCCAUUUCCACGAUUGCUUUGUUCAGGGAUGUGAUGGAUCAGUCUUACUCGACGACUCUCCUUCAAUUGAAAGCGAGCAGAAUGCGCCUCAGAAUUUCGAGUCUGCGAGAGGAUUCGAAGUCAUUGACGAUGUAAAAUCUCAAGUGGAAAAUGUGUGCCCAGGAGUCGUAUCAUGUGCCGAUAUACUUGCUGUCGCGGCAAGGGAUGCUUCUGUAUAUGUGGGUGGCCCAACAUGGACGGUGAAGCUUGGAAGAAGAGACUCCACAACUGCAAGCCAAUCCCAAGCAGCAAGCAACCUUCCAAGGUUCACAGACAGCCUAGAAACCCUCUUAGACUCCUUCAGUAGCAAGGGCCUCAAUGCAAGAGAUAUGGUUGCACUCUCAGGUGCGCAUACAAUCGGUCAAGCGGCAUGUGCAACCUUCCGAGACAGAGUAUACAACGAAUCUAACAUCGAUGCCGGCUUUGCAAGCACUCGCAGACGUGGUUGUCCUUCCGUCGGCGGGGACGGCAACCUGGCCCCACUUGAUUUGGUUACACCCAACUCAUUCGACAACAACUACUUCAAGAACCUGAUCCAACGGAAAGGUCUGUUACAGUCUGACCAGGUUCUCUUUAGUGGAGGAUCGACAGAUGGUAUUGUUACAGAGUAUAGCAAAAACCGAGCGACUUUCAACUCAGAUUUUGCAGCAGCAAUGGUGAAGAUGGGAGACAUCAGUCCUCUAACCGGCACAUCUGGACAAAUAAGGAGAUUGUGCGGUGUCGUCAACUGAUCAUUUAGAUGUGAAAAUUCAUUUU
Messenger RNA from Magnolia sinica, 1119 nucleotides. RefSeq names its product lignin-forming anionic peroxidase-like. Gene Ontology annotation, molecular function: heme binding; peroxidase activity. The coding region runs from base 105 to 1094 and encodes 329 amino acids. Gene Ontology annotation, biological process: hydrogen peroxide catabolic process; response to oxidative stress. Lineage: Eukaryota; Viridiplantae; Streptophyta; Magnoliopsida; Magnoliales; Magnoliaceae. The transcript is spliced from 4 exons. The record is from RefSeq and is a predicted model, not a curated record.